Messenger RNA from Fonsecaea nubica, 894 nucleotides. RefSeq lists its product as hypothetical. The transcript has 3 exons. The record is from RefSeq and is a predicted model, not a curated record. Gene Ontology annotation, molecular function: oxidoreductase activity, acting on NAD(P)H as acceptor. Lineage: Eukaryota; Fungi; Ascomycota; Eurotiomycetes; Chaetothyriales; Herpotrichiellaceae. The coding region runs from base 1 to 894 and encodes 297 amino acids.
AUGGCGAAACUAGACAUCAAGAUUCCUGAUAUGGAACUGCCCGAUGGCAAUAAGAUACCAUUUAUCGGAUACGGAUUGGGCACGGCAUGGUACAAGACCAGUGCGGACGCGCCCAAGGAUCAAGCAACCAUUGAUGCCACGAAAACCGCCAUCAAGGUGGGAUAUAGACACAUCGAUGGGGCAGAAGUGUACAACACGGAAGUGGAACUGGGUGAGGCGGUCAAAGAGAGCAAGAUUCCCCGCGACCAGCUCUUUAUCACCACCAAAGUUAUCACCCAUAUCGACGACAUCCCAAGUGCCAUUGAUCGAAGCCUGAAGAAAAUGGGACUUGAUUACGUUGACCUGUACCUCAUCCAUGCUCCGUUUUUCGCCAAAGGGGAUGACAAGCUGCUCCAGCAAAAAUGGGCACAAAUGGAAGAGGUCGCAGCUUCAGGCAAGGCCAAAAGUAUCGGUGUCAGCAACUUCCUAAAGCCUCACCUGGAUGCUAUUCUUCAGACAUGCAAAGUCCGACCGGCUAUCAACCAGAUUGAAUUCCAUCCGUACCUACAGCACGGAGACCUGCUUGCCUACCAUAAGAACAAAGAUAUUCGGGUUGCUGCCUAUGGUCCCCUUACCCCCGUCACCAGGGAGAAGGGAGGCCCAGUUGAUGGCUUGUUGGAGUCAUUGGCGAAGAAAUAUGCUGUGAACCCGGGUGAAAUACUGUUGAGAUGGUGCGUGGACCAGAAUGUUUUGCCCAUCACCACGAGCUCCAAGGAACAGCGGAUGAGCGACAUGCUGCGAGUCUUUACCUUUGAAUUGACACCCAAGGAAGUUGAAGAGAUUUCUACAGAAGGGAACAAGCACCAUUUUAGAGCAUUCUGGGGGCACAUUUUUGACGCGAAUGAUCGGUCCUGA